Molecule: messenger RNA, 1845 nt
Organism: Colletotrichum truncatum
Lineage: Eukaryota; Fungi; Ascomycota; Sordariomycetes; Glomerellales; Glomerellaceae
Source: RefSeq, a predicted model, not a curated record
AUGGGACAGCCAUCGUCAGCGGCAUCCAAUGCCAUCAUUUACGUCACAUAUGGACUCUUCCUGAUUAUGGGGACUAGUAUUGCGUGGAAGUUCCGCAAUCAGUCCAAGGGAGAGUUCUUGUCUGGUAACCGGACUCAGUCGGCCUUUCCUUUGGCCCUCAACUUCAUCGCCUCUGACCGGAAAGGGGAUCCCGAGGAUGCGGCUCACUACGGGCGCGGAUUUGAAGCAGACCGACGUGGCAUCCACCCUCUCUCGCUCUACGAGAGAGGAGAUGCUCGUCCUGUGGAAAUGAAGCUGAGAUUGCACCGUAAUUACUCGAUCAAGUUAAUGCUUGCGUGGGAAACGUGCUGCCGCUCCAAUAUCUCCACCCCUUCCUCCCCUUCUUGUGUGCCCGUAAAACUGACCACCAUAGCUCUCGGCUCCGGUAUCUUGUUCUCGUACCCCGAACUUGCCACAAUCACUGGUAUCCAGGGCGUGCUUGUGUAUGCUCUGUCGUCUUCGCUGCCGCUCCUCAUCUUUGCCGUCCUCGGCCCCAUCAUCCGCCGCAAGACGCCUGAGGGUUUCGUGCUGACGGCAUGGACACGGCAACGCUAUGGCACCGUCGCCAUGCUCUACCUCAGCUUCAUGACGCUGGUGACACUGUUCCUGUACAUGGUCGCUGAGCUGUCUGCCAUCGGGCAGGUUGUGAACACACUGACGAACCUGGAUGGUUUGCCCGUCAUGAUUGUUCAAUGCGUAAUCACCACCAUCUACACCUCCCUCGGCGGUUUCCGCAUCUCCUUUCUGACAGACAACCUCCAAGGUGCGAUGGUAGUCUGUCUCAUCAUCAUCGUUGCCAUCACGAUGGGUGUCAAGACGGAGAUCGACACCUCUUUGAUCGAAACGUCUGGUCUGCUCAAGCCCACGCUUCUCGGCUGGCAGCUCCUCUACAUCCUGCCCAUCUGUAUUCUCACCAAUGACUUCUUCCUCUCCGGCUUCUGGCUGCGUACCUUUGCCUCCAAGACGGACAAGGACCUGCGCAUCGGUGUCUCCGUCGCCGUCGUCAUCAUCCUUUGCAUCCUCACCAUGGUCGGCGUUACGGGCCUGGUCGCCGCAUGGUCUGGCGCUCUGCCCCUGGAUCAGAUCUCCGAGAGUGGCUCUGUCGCCUUCUUCCUGCUGCUCCAGCAGCUCCCCGCGUGGGUCGUCGGCAUCGUGCUGGUGAUGGUCUGCACCCUCAGCACGGCCGCCUUCGACACUCUCCAGUCAGCCAUGGUCUCCUCGGCGUCCAACGACAUCUUCCGUAACCGCCUCAACAUUUGGUGGAUCCGUCUGGGCGUCGUGCUCCUCAUCAUCCCGACCGUCGUCAUCGCCCUUAAGGCGCCUUCCAUUCUGCAGAUCUACCUGGUCUCCGAUCUCAUUUCCGCCUCCGUCAUUCCUGUGUUGGUCUUCGGGCUUAUGGACCGUUUCUACUGGUGGCGCGGCUUUGAGGUCGUAGUCGGCGGCCUGGGCGGCAUCCUCACGGUCUUCAUUUUCGGAGUCAUCUACUACGACGGCAACGUGCAGAAGGCCGGAAACCUGCUCACCAUCUCCGAGGGUCUGUACGCCAACGACUGGAGCGUCUUUGGAGCCUUCGUCGCCGCUCCCGUGGGUAGCUUCCUCUGGGGCUUCGGAGCGCUGGGAUGCAGACUCGCGUUCCAGUACGUCAUGGCUAAGAAGAGUGGCCGCCGCUUCGACGCGCUCGACCGUCCCGUCGGCCCGGGCUUCACUUCCGAGGUCGACGGCGUGCCGCGUGCUGUCGACACCUAUGAGAACGCCGACGUCACUUCGGACGUGGAGAUCGUCAAGCCCGCAGGCAAGUUUUUCUAA